Molecule: messenger RNA, 779 nt
Organism: Equus caballus (horse)
Lineage: Eukaryota; Metazoa; Chordata; Mammalia; Perissodactyla; Equidae
Gene: PIERCE1
Product: piercer of microtubule wall 1
Biological process (GO): axoneme assembly
Cellular component (GO): axonemal microtubule
Source: RefSeq, a predicted model, not a curated record
UCGCUUAGCAACAGGACGCCGCGCCGACCCGCGGGGCCCCGGCUGCGGAGAGGCUGUUUCCUGCCUUCUGUUUCUUCCCCGACUCAGCAGCUCGAGUGGACGGAGGCGAAAUGUCGGACGGGAACCCCCAAGAGUGCGCCGAGCCCGUGGAGGCCAAGGCCCAGGCACCCCCGGAGAAAACCAGCGACUACUACUGUGUACACGAGGACCUGCCGCUCAGGUUCAACAACCCCGCGUGGUUUCGGGGCUACAGGAGCAAGGAGCCCGCCUCAGUGUACAGGACCAGUAACCAAACUUACGGGAGCCGGGCCCCCACGGUGCAUGAGAUGCCGAAAGUAUUUUAUCCAAAUUCGAAUAAAUUUUCCAGACAACUUGCAGCAGGUGGAAUGUUCCAGAACAAUACUUUCAACGUCUUCAUGGAGAAGAGCAUCGUGACGGGUCCCGACAACUACAUCACCUCCUACGACCGGCUCAACUUCCACCCCAGUUACAACGUCAACAAGCCGUCCAUCUGCCACUGAGGGUGGCUGGAGAACCACUCCCGGGUCCCGACUCCAGCAGUGGCCACCUGGAGAAGUGUCAUCCCGGAUCUUUGAUAAUCUGCCCAACUGUAAAGAUGCGGCCUUCAGCCUUCAGUGCUUUCCCUGAUAGUAUUUUUCCUCUCUAGAUCAGAAAAGUAUGCAAACGGGGCUGUAAUGUCCUGCUUUCUCUAUUUUACAUCUAGAUGGAAAAGAUGCUCACGGCUUGAGUUUCCAUUAAAAGUGCUGCCACACCCUGAA